Tripterygium wilfordii is the source of this 1081-nucleotide messenger RNA. RefSeq names its product nudix hydrolase 2-like. Gene Ontology annotation, molecular function: ADP-ribose diphosphatase activity; NAD binding; NADH pyrophosphatase activity. The record is from RefSeq and is a predicted model, not a curated record. The transcript is spliced from 9 exons. The coding region runs from base 51 to 1073 and encodes 340 amino acids. Lineage: Eukaryota; Viridiplantae; Streptophyta; Magnoliopsida; Celastrales; Celastraceae.
CUUAUAACGGUUACUAAUUCAAAAUUCUUGUAAUUUCUUCUAUAUAUAGCAUGCGGAGAUUAAGAACCUUUACGUUUACUCGUUCAGAAACACAAGCACGAGCUGUGUCGUAUUCCUCUUCAAUUUCAAAUAGGCCCUGUGUUGCUGCUUCAUCGUUUCCUUGUUCUGGUGUCUCUCCAAGAGGUAUCAGACACAGAAUCCCAUUAUUGAUCAGAAAAUUUUCAUUUUCGACAAGCUCACUGUCGCUGAAGAAUCCGAUGGAACCUGAAAAUAGAGUUCAACGGUCUGGGUUGCUUAGUGCGGUUGAUGAUUUAUACGGGGGAGUUAUGGUGGAUAUGAAAGAACACAUGGAUGUUAUGGUCUUUGUUCCCUUACUAAGGGCUUCUCUAUCAUAUUGGAGGGAACUGGGAAAGAAGGGUAUUUGGAUCAAAGUGCCUAUUCAACUUGUGCAUCUCAUUGAGCCUGCGGUCAAGGAGGGCUUUAGAUUCCACCAUGCAGAACCAGAAUACUUAAUGCUUGUGUGUUGGAUUUCUGAAACUACUGACACCCUGCCUUCAAAUGCUUCUCAUCGAGUGGGAAUCGGUGCUUUUGUCAUGAAUACGAAGCAAGAGGUGCUUGUAGUUCAGGAGAAGGGUGGCAAGUUCAAAGGCACAGGAGUGUGGAAGUUCCCUACAGGGGUUGUGAAUGAGGGUGAGGAUAUAUGUGAAUCUGCUGUUAGAGAAGUUAAAGAAGAGACUGGGGUUGAUACAGAAUUUGUGGAAGUCUUAGCAUUCAGGCAGAGCCAUCAGUCAUUCUUUGGCAAAUCGGAUUUGUUUUUCGUUUGCAUGUUACAGCCUCGUUCCUCUCAUAUCCAGAAGCAAAUGUCAGAACUUGAGGCAGCACAGUGGAUGCCAUUUGAGGAGUAUGCAGCGCAACCUUUCGUCCGAGACCAUAAGCUCUUCAAUUACAUUGCCAAUAUAUGCUUAGCUAAAUCAGAGAAAGGGUAUUCUGGUUUUCCAGCAGUGUCUACAACCACAUCUUCUGGUAAAACGACAAACUUGUAUGUUAACAAGAAGGAUUUGAACGAGCUGUGAAAAAAAAA